Molecule: messenger RNA, 664 nt
Organism: Limulus polyphemus (Atlantic horseshoe crab)
Lineage: Eukaryota; Metazoa; Arthropoda; Merostomata; Xiphosura; Limulidae
Product: prisilkin-39-like
Exons: 2
Coding region: 32-493 (153 amino acids)
Source: RefSeq, a predicted model, not a curated record
UUCUUAUAGUAGAAAGAACUAAGAGCGAGACAUGAGUAACUUGUACUUAUUCCUUCUAUUUGUAACGUGCAUGUGUUACUUCAUACAGACAAGAGGUCAAAAUACAGGAAACCAUUUCCAAGAUGAUGAAGCUCAACUGGUAAACGCUAUUAAUCGACAUCAAAGGGUCAAAAGGUCUCGAGGUUAUCCUCGGUAUACGAAUACAGGGCUUUAUCCUUAUGGUGGUAACUUUAAUACAAGAUUUGGAUUUCCUACAAGUGGAUUUAAUCGUUUCACUGGAUUUCCCACAAAUGGAUUAACUGGUUCAACUGGACUUACUGGAUUUCCUACAAGUGGAUUUAAUGGUUUCACUGGAUUUCCUACAAAUGGAUUAACUGGUUCAACUGGACUUACUGGAUUUCCUACAAAUGGAUUAACUGGAGUUCCCCUGAGCAGUCUGGGUAAUUUGAUUGGACUUCCUUCUACAGGAACCGGACUUAUAUCGAUUUUUUAAUUUUGAAAUUGGUUAUGCCGAAAGUAAUAUUUCUAAACACUUUCUUUUUUCACAAUGUUUCUUAUGAUCAACAACCAUUUAGAUGCUGGUUGUAGUUGCUGUUUACUUCCAACUGUUUAAAAUGUUUACAAAUAAAUGUGGUUUCUGUAAUAUCUAUUGUUUGAUUAUCAA